AUGAAAUAUAAAGAAGAAAAUUUCGAUGAGAGAGAACAGACUAUUAACAGUGGCAAUAGUGCUGAGCAAGCGGCCAAUGGCGAGGUCGAUGAAGAUUUAGUGCUCAAUCGUAGAGCAUUCAAUAACAGCAAAAAGAUGAAAAGAGACUACAAUGACGAGGAGAAAAACGAGUAUUUUGCCGAUGCUACCGCAAACAGUACUGAAGGCAUUACUCUGGAUAUGUAUAACACACCCAUAAGACAAAAUCGAACACGUCGCGUUAUAGCAAAAACCACAACGGCAACGCACAAAGUAAAGUUCUUCAAAAUGGCCUACUUCAGAGAAGAUGGUCCACCACCAAAAACUCGAGAUGCAGUUUUGUAUUUAUUCCGUGGCAUCACCAUUAUCGGACUAUUGACUCCAGAUUAUAACAAGAAAUGUUUUUAUGUUUGGUCUCUUUUCCUAAAUUCUCUAGUAACCUUGUAUAUGCCGGUCGGCUUUCUGCUAAGUUUCAUCAUGCGUCUGCAUUCUUUCAGUCCGAGUGAAUUUUUCACAUCUUUGCAAAUAUCUAUAAAUUGCGUUGGCGCUUCACUUAAAUUAUUUGUAUUUAGUCUAAUGUAUAAACGCCUUAUCAAGGCUACGAAGUACAUGGAUAGACUUGAUCAACGCCCCAUUGACAAGCAGGGAGAGUUCAUGCUUCGUCAGGCCGUCGCUUAUAGCAACUGCUCCUCUUUAUUAUUUACUUUGUUAUAUUUAUCGUAUUCUAGCAGCACAUUUUUAUCGUCUGUAAUUAACGGAAGGCCGCCAUAUCAGAUAUAUAACCCAUUUAUUGAAUGGCGGAACAGUACACGAAACUUCAUUAUACAGUCAGCUAUCGAAUAUGUAAUGAUCGAUUUUCACUGCUAUCAACAGGCACUUCUUGAUGCGUAUCCGGUAAUUUACAUAAUGAUAAUUCGCGCACAUUUGCAUAUUUUGUCACGUCGUAUUUCGAAACUGGGAAAGGAUGAAAAGCUUAAAAAAAACCAACGUUAUGAAGCACUUGUUCAAUGCGUUUUGGACCACAAAAAUAUUAUGCAUCUUUAUAAUCUAUUUAGCCCAGUUAUCUCUGGCACCAUGUUUGUGCAGUUUUUGAUCAUCGGUAUUAUUUUGGGUGUUACAACAAUCCACAUAGUUUUGUUCGCAAAUUUUUUUGCGAUUGUAGCAUCCUUGUUUUAUGUGGCUUCCAUUUUAGCUGAAACAUUUCCUUGCAGUUAUUUGGCAAACAGUUUAAUGGACGAUAGUGAUGAGCUGUCGUUAGCCAUCUUCCAUUCCGGCUGGCCUAAUGAAGAGCCGCGUUAUAAACAAGUUGUCGUGUUCUUUUUACAACAUACUCAAAAAACACUUGUGUUAACGGCAAUGAAAAUAUUCCCGAUAACAAUGAACUCAAAUAUUAAUGUAGUGAAAUUUGCUUUUUCCGUGUACACUCUUAUAAGUCAAAUGGAUUUGAAGCAGAAAUUGAAGGACAGCGUUACUGGUCAGGAGGAUUAA
Messenger RNA from Glossina fuscipes, 1506 nucleotides. RefSeq names its product odorant receptor 42a-like. Gene Ontology annotation, molecular function: odorant binding; olfactory receptor activity. The record is from RefSeq and is a predicted model, not a curated record. Gene Ontology annotation, cellular component: plasma membrane. The coding region runs from base 1 to 1506 and encodes 501 amino acids. Lineage: Eukaryota; Metazoa; Arthropoda; Insecta; Diptera; Glossinidae. The transcript has 4 exons. Gene Ontology annotation, biological process: sensory perception of smell; detection of chemical stimulus involved in sensory perception of smell.